This is a messenger RNA of Hemicordylus capensis (graceful crag lizard), 1209 nucleotides long. Its product is annotated as zinc finger and SCAN domain-containing protein 32-like. The coding region runs from base 205 to 1209 and encodes 334 amino acids. The transcript has 8 exons. The record is from RefSeq and is a predicted model, not a curated record. Gene Ontology annotation, biological process: regulation of DNA-templated transcription. NCBI's taxonomy places the organism in Eukaryota, Metazoa, Chordata, Lepidosauria, Squamata, Cordylidae.
UCCUGCUGGUGUGGCCUCCAUUUUGUCUGUGGGUGCGAGGAGAGCCAGAGCUCUGAGGGACCUGAUUCCCUUCUGAGGGCCUGACUGGCAAUCUCUGCAUUCUGAGAAGAAGGAGAAGAGUGUUAGGAAGAGGCUGCCUCAGCCUCACUGUGAUGGGCGCAUGAUUUCUCCGAGCUGUUUGGGGGGCAAAGAACUGAGGAGAAGAUGCUGAGUGAGGACCCAUCAGGCUCAGAUGCGCCAUGCCAAGGCUUCAGGCAGCGCUGCUACCAGGAGGCCGAGGGGCCUCGAGAGGUUGCCAGCCGACUCCACAGCCUUUGCCAUCAGUGGCUGAAGCCAGAAAGGCACACCAAGCAGCAGAUCAUCGACCUGGUGGUCCUUGAGCAGUUCCUGACCAUCCUGCCUGUGGAGAUGGAGAGUUGGAUCAGAGAGUGCGGAGUGGAGACCAAUUCCCAGGCGGUGGCUCUGGCAGAAGGUUUCCUCCUGAGCCAGGCAGAGGAGGAGAAGCAGAAAGAGCAGCAGAUGCGAGGCCUGGUGCCAGAAGCAGCCCUUGAUUUCCCUGAGGCUGAGAAGGCUCCAUCAGACACCAGGCAGAGGUUGUUGAGUGAUGGAAGUUCCGCCUUGCUAGGUGCUGGAAGGACACUGCCCAUGCAUUCCCAGCCACCUCUUCUUUCUGGUGGAACGGAAGAAGCUUCAAGGCAAUUGGAUCAGGUGACCUUUGAGGAGGUGGCCGUACAUUUUACAGAGGAGGAGUGGGCUCUACUGGAUCCUAGCCAAAGAGCCCUGCACCAAGAAGUCAUGGAGGAGAAUGGUGGGAAUCUGGCCUCUCUGGUAGCUUUUAGCACGAUUACAUCGCCCUCAACUAUGGAAAAAGCUGCCAACCUCUUGCUUGCUUUCCCAUCAUUUCUGCGCCCAAGAUCUCCUGGAAGCUCCUUUCCUAUCCCAGGCUCUGACCAGUUUUCUCUCUUGGUUCCAGCAGGGGAGAAACCAUAUAAAUGUCUGGAGUGCGGUAAGGGCUUCAAGCAGAGUGGAAAUCUUAUUAUACACUAUAGAACCCACACUGGAGAGAAACCAUAUAAAUGCCUGGAGUGCGGAAAGGGCUUCAGCAACAGUGGAGAUCUUAUUAUAAACCAUAGAACCCACACUGGAGAGAAACCAUAUAAAUGUCUAGAGUGCGGAAAGGGCUUCAACAAGAGUAAUGGUGACACUUAA